AUGCCUCGGCCCUCCCUCGAGAAUAAUGCAGGCACUCAUCCGGGCUUACAUACGUACGAAGUAAUCGUAAUAGGAGCCGGAAUCUGCGGCCUCUCAUCCGCAAAAUCCUACCUCCACUGCUCCCCAAACACCUCCCUCCUCAUCCUCGACGACCACAAAACGCUAGGCGGCGUCUGGUCCCAAGAAAACAUCUACCCGGCCCUACGCACCAACAACCAUCGCGGAACCUUCGAACUCCCGGAUUUUCCCUUUUCGGACAAGUAUGGAAUCCCACCCGGCGCGCACCCGACGGGGGCGGCGAUGCAUCAGUAUUUUUGCGAUUACGCGGAAAAGUUUGGGUUGGUGAGGUGUUUGCGGUUAGAGACGCGAGUGACGGCGGUGGAAAAAGGGCAAGGCGGGUGGAGGGUGAGUGUGGAGAGUAGUAGUACUGCGGGGGGAAAAUAUGAGGUUUUCACGGAGAAAUUGAUUAUAGCCGUGGGGUUGACGUCCAAACCGUUGAAAAUGACAGUACGCGGUCAAGAUUCGUAUGGAGCGCCGCAUCUCCACGCGGGGAGUUUGGCGCGAGAAGUUCCGGAGUUGGUGGAGGAGGGGAAGGUGGAACGGGUGACGGUGUAUGGAGGGUCGAAGUUUGCGUGGGACAGUGUGUAUGCGUUUGCUUCGCGGGGGAAGGAGGUGGAUUGGGUGAUUGCGAAAUCCGGGCAUGGGUCGACGUGGAUUCUCAAUGUGACGAUGGUUUUACCGAUAUUUGGGACGAUCUGGGCGGAACGGUUGGUUACCACGCGGUUUAUUGACUGGUUUUCACCGAGUGUGUUUGGGGGGUUGGAUGGGAGUGGGUGGUGGAGAUGGAUCCUGCAUAGCACGAGGGUUGGUCGGAAAAUCGUGGCUGGGUUCUGGAAGACAGUGCAAAAGGACAUGUUGGAGCAAAGUGGGUUCAACGCUCAUCCCAGCCUCGAGAAGGUGAAACCCGAUUGCGAACUGUUCGAUAUCGCUACGAGCUUCUCCACGCUCAACUAUCCCACUAACAUCCUCGACUACAUCGCGUCGGGACAAGUGAAAGUGCACCGAGAAGACAUUUCGCACAUGUCCGACCACAAGAUCCAUCUCAAAAACGGCACCGAACUUCGGUCCGACGCUUUCAUCGCAAGCUCAGGUUGGGACUGGCGGCCGAAAUUCGACCUGAAGCCCGAGAGCAUGCAUGCAGAGUUCGGAGUUCCAAGCCAAAAUUACAGCCCAGAAGAAAAACAACUCUGGGAAGCGUACGAUCGCAAAGCCGAUGCCGAAAUCUUCCGUCGCUUUCCCAUGCUGAGGAAUAGAAAGUACCCGCCCGUCGCGCACGAAGAGCGGAAAGCCAACCCCCUCGACGCUCUGAGCGGCAAACAGGAAAAAUACGAGCCUCAACGCCUGUACCGCUGUAUCGCUCCCCCCGGACUCGCAGCGCGAGGCGAUCGAAGUUUGGCGUUUUCUCAACCCAACAACGUAUCGCAUGCCAUCACGGACGAAUUGGCGGGACUUUGGAUUUAUGCGUAUCUGAACGACAAGCUGAGUAUCGAUCCGCAGCGAGAUUUGGGUAUGGACGAAGUCUACUAUUCUGCUGCAUUGUACCAGCGGUGGAGCUGGAGGAGACAUCCUUAUGGUUUUGGGCAGCGGUGGGUUGAUAUGAUGUGGGAUGCUGUGCCGUAUCAUGAUGUUUUGUUGAAAGAUCUGGGCUUGACCCCGACGAGAAAGCCAGGGUGGGGUCCUCUGCGGUGGUUUAGGGAGGCGUUUGUGCCAUAUACCACGGCGGAUUACAGAGGGGUUGCUGACGAGUGGCUGGCGAAGCAGAAGAUGAAGUCGGUCUGA
Messenger RNA from Pseudocercospora fijiensis CIRAD86, 1839 nucleotides. RefSeq lists its product as uncharacterized. The record is from RefSeq and is a predicted model, not a curated record. The transcript has 5 exons. Bases 1 to 1839 code for a protein of 612 amino acids. Lineage: Eukaryota; Fungi; Ascomycota; Dothideomycetes; Mycosphaerellales; Mycosphaerellaceae.